CUCUAUUAUGCCGUUCUUCCACAGCUCACACCAUACUCGCCACCGGCGCCUGUCGUCGCCCACCGCCGUCCAUUGCACAACCAUCAACGUGCCGCUUUACACGACCUGAUUCUAAAGGGAGAAACCCUAGUCCCCAUAGUUUUUUUUUUUUUUUUUUUUUUUUUAUGUUUUCUUUUCACUUGUGCCGCCUACACCCUUGCAUUUGUAUUGGUUUGUCGCAGCCGAUCGCCACUGUCCGCUGAUUUACACCUCACAAGGCUAAGGUUCAAGUUUCUGUAGGGUGUUUGUUCAGUGAGGCGAAAAGGAAAAAAGAAUAAAGGUUUUGCUCUGUACCCAAUUUUGGAAUUUUAUUCUUGUUUUGAUUUUUUUAACGAGGUGGGUAAUGAAAGGAAUGCUAUUAGAAUAGAACUAGUGUAUCAGGGUAUGUUGUUAAUUAUGUAAGGAGAUAAUUUUUUUGUUUUUUGGAGAGUUUUGCUAUAAAUAGAGUGGGCUAGAAGGAUAUGGAGUGAGGCAUUUGGUGAGUGAGUUCGUGAUUUAGUGAAUCAAUUAGGGCUUGAGGAGUAUCUCAAAAGGAGUUCAGCUCCCCUAAUAAUUUGUUUUUAUCUUCUACAUUUCAAUACAUUCUGGUUCUGUUUUGGAUUCUGUCAGAGGUAUCAAAUGUAUCUUGUACUUGUACAAGUCUCCCAUUAACGAAAUGUUAUACAUUUCGUAGGAAAAGAAAGGACUGAUAGUGUUUUUGCUUGUCUGUUGUGAAAUUUCCUAUUUUGUUUCUGAAGAUUGGUCUUCAAUUGGAUUGGAACCACUCCAAAAAGUUUAGAUAAUUCCAUUUGGGAUCAUUCUCUCGAAAAAGUGAGGAUUGAAGUGAAAGUUAUUGCAUUUGAGAUCCUUCUCAAACAGGCCUGGCUUGAUUGCUAUUCAGAGUUCUGAGAAACUACGAAACUCAAAUGCUAGGCAUUUCAUAUGGAGAAGUCCUCCUCCUUAUUGGUGCUACUGCUGCCUUAAUUGGGCCAAAGGAUCUCCCAUUGAUAUCAAGAAUGGCAGGAAGGAUGGCUGGCAGAGCAAUUGGAUAUGUUCAGUUAGCUCGAGGUCAGUUUGACUCUAUGAUGGAACAAACCAAUGCUCGCAAGGUUCACAAGGAAUUGCAAGACACGUUGGCUCAACUUGAUGCUAUUCGCCAUGAAAUUCGAAGCAUUUCAAUCUUGAAUCCUGGGCCAUUGACUCAAAGGCUUGUUGACAACCCUGAGCUCAAAGCAGCUGAUAGUGGUGUAACUAGUAAUUCAGCCGAAGAAAAACCUACUGUGGAGACUACACCAGUUGCUGAGAAAACUGCACCAGCAGCUAGCAUCCUCAAGGUUGCAACUUCACAAAUAUCAAAUGAGCACAGCCGAGCAACUACGUUUGCCAGGUUGGCUGAAUCACCGAACAUAAAGAAUGGAUCCUCUGCCUCGUUGCCAAUUACUACAGAUGUAGAGAAGCUGAAUGACGAGUUUGGACUUCCCGUCUUACCUGUGUCGGCUGAAAAUACUGGGUUGUUACCUAAGCGCCCGGAGGAGUUUAAAGGGUCUGACAUAAUGUUAGAAGCAGUAUUGGAAGCAGAGGUUGCUCACAAUGCAAAAGAAUUUUUCUCAUCUCAUCAAAGUCAAAUGAAACAGGAACAAGAAUGAAAAUUUCAUGAACAUCAUUUUGGUGAAUCAUAGUAUUGAUGAUUGGCCUAUAAAUGAAGUUCAGAAGGUUCAAAAAGCGUACCCCACCUCAGAAGUUGUGGUGUAUCACUGCUCUUAAUCACCUUGGAGAACCACACCCCCAAAAGUCAACUACUGGGGUGGGAGAACCAAGCCACCUACAUACUAAAUUGGACAUCCCAUUCUAACUAAUGUGGAACAAAGGCAGCCUAUACUAUCUUGGUUCCUAACACAAAUGCUACUUGAGGCUUAUGUUUUAAACAGUGCUUUUCCUUAUUUUCAUGGGAGGAUAAGAAUCCUCGUUUUUUUCUCAAUAGCCAUGAUUUUAAGCUGCAAUAACAUCAGCAGGGUAGAUUUGAAACAUUAAUUGCCUUUUUUACUUACCUGUUGUGGUAGAAAUUGAUAUUCUUUUGCAGUUUAUGAAUUUUUAUACUCUAGUUUGUGUUCAAAAUGAAAGAAAUACAAUUAGUCUGAUUGUACACAA
Messenger RNA from Cucumis sativus (cucumber), 2166 nucleotides. RefSeq names its product sec-independent protein translocase protein TatB. NCBI's taxonomy places the organism in Eukaryota, Viridiplantae, Streptophyta, Magnoliopsida, Cucurbitales, Cucurbitaceae. The transcript is spliced from 7 exons. The coding region runs from base 945 to 1664 and encodes 239 amino acids. The record is from RefSeq and is a predicted model, not a curated record.